This is a messenger RNA of Fukomys damarensis (Damara mole-rat), 3060 nucleotides long. It is a transcript of the gene Itgb2, whose product is annotated as integrin subunit beta 2. The transcript is spliced from 14 exons. NCBI's taxonomy places the organism in Eukaryota, Metazoa, Chordata, Mammalia, Rodentia, Bathyergidae. The record is from RefSeq and is a predicted model, not a curated record. Gene Ontology annotation, cellular component: cell surface; focal adhesion; integrin complex. Gene Ontology annotation, biological process: cell adhesion mediated by integrin; integrin-mediated signaling pathway; cell-matrix adhesion. Gene Ontology annotation, molecular function: amyloid-beta binding; integrin binding. Bases 604 to 3060 code for a protein of 818 amino acids.
AGGUCCUCUCAGCUUGGGCAGGUGAAAGGCUCACGGUGCCCGCUGGGGUAAGGGCAGGGGUCUUGGUGUCUGCAGUGCCUGUGUGGGCCUCCGCGGGGCUGGUGUCCUAUCAAAAGCCCGCGUGGUGCGGCCCGGUGUGAGCGCAGUUGUGGAGGAGCCCAAAGCCCAUCUGUGCGUGAAAAACUGCCUUGCGGCCCUGGAGGCGCUGACCCUGGGCUGCGCAGGUCCUGACCGCAGGAAACAUCUUGCCCAACCUGUUAGCCAUGACCUUCAGCACUCUCCACCCAUCCGGUGUCCGACUGUCCGCCCUGACUUCCAGCCUCCCACACAGGCAGCCCCAUCCGCCCCGGAGGACACCUGGUCGUUCCCGCAGCUCCCGCAGUGCAGCGCUCAGGAUCUGAGAACAGGAAGCCCAGCCUCCCUGCGGGCCCCACUGCUGUCCCAGACACAACCACAGAGCAGCUGGCAAGGAGCAGGUGAAGACACUGCCCGCCCAGUACGACAUAGCCCAGGCCCCUGGGGACCCAGUGGUCCUGUGCCCUACGUUGGGACGGACAGGAGCCCUCUCAGGACAGACUCCAGAGCAUCGCCCUCUACCAGGACAUGCUGGCCCAGCAGCUGCUGCCAACCCUCCUGGGGCUUCUCUGCCUCAGGUCCACCCUCUCUCAGGAAUGCACCAAGUACAAGGUCAGCACCUGCCGGGAAUGUGUCCAGUCCGGGCCUGGCUGUGCCUGGUGCCAGAAACUGAACUUCACGGGGCCAGGGGAGCCCGACUCUGCUCGCUGUGACACCCGGGAGCAGCUGGUGAAGAAAGGCUGUGCGCCGGACGACAUCAUGGACCCCAGGAGCCUCGCCGAGCCCCAAGGGGAGUAUGGAGGGGGCCAGAAGCAGCUGUUCCCACAGAAGGUCACACUGUACCUGAGACCAGGCCAGGCAGCCACAUUCAACGUGACCUUCCGGCGGGCCAAGGGCUACCCCGUGGACCUGUACUACCUCAUGGACCUCUCCUACUCCAUGCUGGAUGACCUCAUCCAUGUCAAGAAGCUGGGCGGUGACCUGCUGCGGGCGCUCAAUGAGAUCACGGAGUCGGGCCGCAUCGGCUUUGGGUCCUUUGUGGACAAGACGGUGCUGCCUUUCGUGAACACGCACCCCGAGAAGCUGCGGAACCCGUGCCCCAACAAGGAGAAGGAGUGCCAGCCGCCCUUCGCCUUCCGGCACGUGCUCAAGCUCACCGACAACUCCAACCAGUUCCACACUGAGGUGGGGAAGCAGCUCAUCUCCGGGAACCUGGACGCCCCCGAGGGCGGGCUGGACGCCAUGAUGCAGGUGGCCGCCUGCCAGGAGGAAAUCGGCUGGCGUAACGUCACGCGGCUGCUGGUGUUCGCCACAGACGACGGCUUCCACUUCGCAGGCGACGGGAAGCUGGGCGCCAUCCUGACCCCGAAUGACGGGCGCUGCCACCUGGAGGACAACAUGUACAAGAGGAGCAAUGAGUUUGACUACCCGUCAGUGGGCCAGCUGGUGCACAAACUCACUGAAAGCAACAUCCAGCCCAUCUUCGCGGUGACCAAGAGGAUGGUGACAACCUAUACGAAACUGGCUGAGAUCAUCCCCAAGGCGGCCGUGGGGGAGCUGUCCGAUGACUCCAGCAAUGUGGUGCAGCUCAUCAAGAACGCCUACAACAAACUCUCCUCCAGAGUCGUCCUGAGCCACAGCACCCUGCCCGACACCCUGAAGGUCACCGGGCCAGAGCCUCCUGGCCGCCCUGGCUGUCACACCCUGGGCUCUGCUCAUCCUCCUGCCCAUGGAGCUGCGCCUCCCAGGGGCCGGAGCACCGGCACCCUCCCCCCACACCAGCUGCGCGCAUUCCCCAUGGCCAGGAGAGGGACAGGAGGUCUCCCGGGGUCCCCCCUGAGCCCCCACACUGGCCCUCAGGUCACCUUCCAGGUGAAGGUCACCGCCACACAGUGCGUCCAGGCGCCGACCUUUGACAUCCGGGCUCUGGGGUUCACGGACGCGGUGACGGUGCGGGUCCUGCCCCAGUGCGAGUGCCAUUGCCGGGACCAGCGGCAGAACCGAGGCCUGUGCGGGGACAGGGGUUCCAUGCAGUGUGGUGUCUGCAGGUGUGAGGCUGGCUACAUCGGGAAGAGCUGCGAGUGUCAGACUCAAGGCCGCAGCAGCCAGGAGCUUGAGGGAAGCUGCCGGAAGGACAACAGCUCUGCUGUGUGCUCAGGGCUGGGGGACUGCGUGUGUGGGCAGUGCGUGUGCCACGCCAGCGACGUCCCCAACAAGGUCAUCUACGGGCGCUACUGCGAAUGUGAUAACAUGAACUGCGAGCGCUACGACGGGCAGGUGUGCGGCGGCCCAGGUGAGGGGCCUGGGGGAGGCGCUGCCUUGUCCACUGCACAGGACAGCAGGAGUGGACGUUGGGGACAGAAAAGUGCACAGGUGCACAGUGCUGGGCCUCUCUGGGCCACUGAGCAGCAGCAGCACCAGGCGACCGCCCUGCCAGGCCAGCUCCUGCCUCUGGGGGUCGCGCGAGCUCAGGGGGAGUCCCUGGGGAGAUGGCCGCUGGAUGGGGUCCCGUCCGGGCGGGAUGUGGAAGUCUGGCCCGUGGACGGAGGGACGGCAGGGCCCACUGGCCCCGUCCUGUGUCGGGCACAGCUGCAGCAGGAGGGAGCAGACAAGGACAGGGCCACAGGGCGGGUGGAGGCCUGUGAAGAACCUCCGGCGUGGCUGCAGCACUGCUCCCUGCGCACCAGCUCUCGUAUUCUGAUAAUGGUACCAAAUGGGGUAAAGUCCGCAAAGCGGCAGGCACCCAGGCCGGUGUUCUCCCAGGAGCCGGACCCCUUAGAGCCUACUGACCCCGGAUUAAGACCUCCUCCAUAUGCAGAACCAUCCCCUGGGGAGGCAGAAGUUAAAUCCAUCUACCCAUCUCCCCCCAAAGAAGGGGAGAUCCCGGAUUCCACCACCUCUCCUUCCCGUACCCAAGGGGGCUCUGCUUAUGGGCCCCCGGAGGCGCCCAGGAGAGACCGGACCCAGUCCCUGUGCUCCCACUGA